UACUGUGCAAGGAAAAGAAUAAGAAGAGGAAAGAACAAGGUAAGGAGAGAAUAAGGCAAGGCUUGAACAAGGAAAAGAACAAGAAAAGGAAAGAAUAAGCGAGGGAGAGAAGAAGGCAGGGUUUGAACAUAGGAGCCUAUAAUCUAAAUAUGGAAUAUAUUAACAAAGUGAAUCUGCAUUCUCGGAGAUUCCAAGAUUUAGAAGAGCAAAGAAGACCCCAUAAGAGAAUCAAAAAAAAGAAACCCUAUACGAAGAAGAUACAGAGAGAAAGAAAGAGGAUUCAGGGAAUCAUAGGGUAGGUUUCUUUGGGUUUCUUUGAGUUUCUUUGAGUUUCUCUCUCUUCACUGCAAAGACAGAAAUGGGUGAAUCGCCAACUUGUCUUGUUCGAUCCUUCUCUCAAUCUGCUGGCACUACUUCCACUGAACCCGAAGAGGGAGAUCCUUAUUGUGCCCUGACAACAUCAAUCUCAUUUCGGAGGUUCAUGCUGGAAUCAUUGGCGUGUGAAAAAUGGUCGUGUUUCUCUAACAAUCAGUACUUGGAAGAAGCUAAGAAAUCUUCUAAGCCAGGUUUAGUUGCCCAGAGGAAAGCUUAUUUCGAAGCCCUUUACAACAGAAAUGGUGCUAAGAAACCUGCAGCAUUGCUUGAGGAGCAAAAUGCAGCGUGUAAUGAACCAAAUGUUAUGGAAGAGACAUCCAGAGACAGCUCAAAUCCUCCACGAAUUCCAACUAGGGCAUCAGCAAAUGGGUUAUCAGUGCAUUCUUCAACAGCUCCUCAAGAAGAAAGAAGAAGAAGUAAACCAGUGGAUGAUUGCUCAGUUUCUAGAAGGAGGAUAGCAGAUGGGAAAUCACAUGGGAUAGACCAUUUGAAGACCUCAGGUGUAUCUGGACCCAAAGCACGACGUCCCACAGUACCCUCCCCUUUUAGCUUGAGGUGUGAAGAUAGAGCGGCAAAACGUAAAGAGUUCUUUCAAAAGCUAGAAGAGAAGACAAAUGCCAAGAUCUUAGUUUCUGGAAGGAGGAUAGCAGAUGGGAAAUCACAUGGGAUAGAGUAAGAUCUUAUUUUGCCUAUGUUGUGGAUUGUAGAGUUCU
Molecule: messenger RNA, 1088 nt
Organism: Camellia sinensis
Lineage: Eukaryota; Viridiplantae; Streptophyta; Magnoliopsida; Ericales; Theaceae
Source: RefSeq, a predicted model, not a curated record